CAAGAUCAGACAUCCAGUGGCAGCAGUGGCGGUAACAUUGGGGAGCUUGCUGAAGAAGAGACAGGGAGUGUUCCCAGACAUCUGGAGAGGACAACGGUCUCCUAAGGCCUCCCACCCCACCAACUGGCCAUGCUGACCCGUCCUGUGGUGUCCACCAUCCCUACUCUCAGGCUGUUCAGCAUCCUCCUCAUGGUUGUUUCCCUGAAUGCUCAGAAUAAAAGCUGGGACAGACCUAUCUGCACCGAGAACAUUGUGUCUGUGCCUAGAGGCAGGCCUGCAGUGAUGAGCUGUAACAUCUCUAACACCUUCACCGAUGUCACCAUCCAGCUGACUGCCCAUGGGAAGGACAGGACCAUCUUCAAGAAAAAGCCCCAAGGAAACUUCUCUUGGAGUGGGUGGGAGCUCCAUGUUCAAGGGGGGCAGGCACAGCUUGUCAUCAAAGAUGCCCAGGACGACCACACAGGGAUAUACUUGUGGCAGCUGCAUGGACGCCAGAGAUAUUACAGAAACAUCACCCUGAAUGUUUCAGAGCCUUCAAACGAGGACAAGGUCACAGACACGAGGCUGUUCACAUCCCUCCCAGAUCAAGUCAAGAGCUCCCAGCUAGAGGCCAAGCCUGAGACCCUUAUGGGAGUCAUCAUUGCUGUUUUGGCCUUGGGAGUCCCAGGAAUCCUUGCACUUAUCUGCUACAGGCACCAUCGUUCCCAGAAGCCCCAUUGGGUAAGGAGGGUCUAAGUCUGUGUCCAGUGGAAGCUAAUGGAGCUGCCUGCAGAGUUGAUUCCAGAGAGAGGCCACCAGCAUGGGCUUAUCAUGUUCUUCCUCCUUGGAGGCCUCUGGAACCCAAACAUCAUGGAAUCAUCAUUACAUGAUUGACAGUGCAAAAGACUUUGUUCAGUUUGCUGGGCACAAAAGACCUUUCCCUGAGGGUAAUGGAGCCCUUGGUUCUGUGCAGAAGAGGGGACAGUGACUCACUGAAGAAGGACCUUGGAAGUUGGAAAACAGUUUAGGCAUUUUUGGUCACAUGAACAAGAAUAUAGCUUCCUGACUAUGGUCUUCAGUCAUCUGAUCAGCUCCUCAACUCUUCCCCAAAUUGGGAAUUCCAAAGCAGCACAGCUCUUGACGCUCAGCAUGGACUCCUUUUCUUCUGCUAAACCUCUGAGGUCAGGGUCUCUCCACUACCCAAAGAUCUCCAGCGUAAGCCUGAUGCUGCACCAAGGUUUGCUUCAGGUAGAUCGUGGGGACAUACCUGCUUUCUGACUGACAACGGAAACGAGUUUGGGAAACCCAGAUGUCAGGUUCCAAGGACCAAAAUAGGGAGAUAGGACUUUAAGAUGAAUCACCUCCCCUCUCCAGCCCCUGUAAGGCAGAGUGCUGUCAGAACAGGGUUCUAUGAAAGAGUGCAGGUGUUGGUUGCCAGGCAUUGGUCUCUGAGGGUCAUAAAGAAUCUCUGGAUUCCCUGGGGGUUUCUCCUCAGCAAACCCCUCCUCCAGCCCCAACUCCCUGAUUCAUAGCCACUAUCCACUGUUUGUUACUGACCUUCUGUCCUGGUUACAAUGUUAUUUUUUCCUUACAAUAAAAAAAAUUUUUUUGGUAGAAAAUCCA
Molecule: messenger RNA, 1602 nt
Organism: Rattus rattus (black rat)
Lineage: Eukaryota; Metazoa; Chordata; Mammalia; Rodentia; Muridae
Product: secreted and transmembrane protein 1A-like
Exons: 6
Coding region: 130-735 (201 amino acids)
Biological process (GO): immune response
Molecular function (GO): cytokine activity
Source: RefSeq, a predicted model, not a curated record